UCUGCGGCUAGGAAAAGCUGUCUUGAUUAAAUAGGCCGCGACCUCAGUGAUAUCAGAUACAGAGGGCAGUCAGUAGCAGUGGUUGCGUUUGACGAACGACGCGACGCGACGCUUGAUUGAGCAGGCCGUGGAUAUUGCUUCGCAGUGGCAGUAGCGGAAGACUUGUUUACGUCUUGCUUUGUCGAAUACCAUAUUUUAAAACAUGUUUGUAGCUGUGCUGCUUCUGGCGGCGUAUUUGCCUCUGAGCAGGCCACAGUGCCUGACAGCCAAUGAUGACGUGAGGCGGAUUAGUGCAGACGCCCACCAAGCUCUACUGCAGGCCGAGCAGCAUUUCUCUGCAGACCUCCUGCAGACAAUUGGCAAUCUCCAUCCUGAAAAGAACGUUUUCUUCUCUCCGACCAGCAUAUUCAAGACCAUGCUUCUCGCCUACUUCGUGUCCGCGAACCACACCGAAGCCGCCAUCAAGAAAUCCCUGCAUCUGCCAGAAGACAAAGAUAAAAUGGACAUGAUGGGAGCGUACAGCCUGGAAAGCUACUACCAGAAACUGCGCAGUAUACAGACAGACUACGAACUCAGUAGUGCCAACCGUAUAUACGUGUCCAGGUACUUGCCAGUCAGCCAUUGCAUGAAGGUGCUCUUCUCCGACGAGAUAGUCCCAGCCAAUUUCCAAGAUAAUCUAAACCAUGUACUGAAGAAGAUCAACCGCUGGGUCGCCACUCAGACCAGGGAUGUCAUCAAGGGCUUCCUCUCUGAUGAUUCUGUAACUUCAGACACGGAGUUAAUCCUGGUAAAUGCUGCAUACUUUAAGGGGUCGUGGAAGUUUAUGUUCUACGAGGAAGAUACCACAGAAGGAACAUUCCAUCUCAGUAACGGAAAUUCUGUGCCUAUUCCUAUGAUGUACCAGGAGAAUGAAUUCCGAGCUGGGUUGGACAUGGAUCUUAGAGUGGAAGUGCUGGAAAUGCCGUACGCCGGGGAUGACAUCAGCAUGAUCGUCCUGCUUCCACUGAAACCUUCCCCGUCGGCUAUACCAGAGCUAAUAAAGCUACUUAACAGCCAGACUUUGCAGAGGACUUUUAACAAAACGGCUUCCCUAACCCCUCAUAGGAUUACUGUCAACUUUCCGAAGUUCUCCAUAGAAGAGGAGAUCGAGCUCACACCGAUAUUAGAGUCGAUGAAUGUGGGAGACAUGUUCCAGUCGACUGCUGACCUCAGCACGCUGACUGAGAUCCCUAGAGGACUCAGUUUCAGCGGUGCCAUCCACAAAGCGAAGAUCCAGGUGGACGAGCGAGGAACUGAAGCCGCGGCUGCGACUGCUGUGAUCUCAGCUCGUGUCGGCGUCGAUUCCUUCACCGCCGACAGCCCUUUCGUUUACUUCCUCUACGACAAGCUCUCUAAUACCGUCUUGUUCUGCGGAGUAUUCAAUUCACCUUGAUACAUUUCUGUAAAUUGUGUAAAAUAAGUUGAAAUCUUAUUGCUUGUAUAGUUCUAAAAUUAAAGUAUUUCACGAGAUUCGUGUCUGUAAACAAAUGUAGAACAGAGCUAUUGUAGCCUAUCAUUAAAUAGUUAGUAUUUAUUGUGCUCAAACAACAUUGCUUUAAAUAUA
This is a messenger RNA of Homalodisca vitripennis (glassy-winged sharpshooter), 1603 nucleotides long. Its product is annotated as serine protease inhibitor 88Ea-like. The transcript is spliced from 6 exons. Gene Ontology annotation, molecular function: serine-type endopeptidase inhibitor activity. Lineage: Eukaryota; Metazoa; Arthropoda; Insecta; Hemiptera; Cicadellidae. The coding region runs from base 203 to 1432 and encodes 409 amino acids. The record is from RefSeq and is a predicted model, not a curated record.